GCAACGCUCAGUCGUGACGCUUGUGGUGCCUGGGUGUAACACAUGGAAAACGAACAGAUUCAUCUGAAUGUUGUUUUCGGUGGACAGACGUCAAAGCUUAAUGUGCCUGUGGGAGCUAAGGUGAUGGACUUGAUGUCAACCAUACAGGGGACAUUUCAUGUUCCCACGUGCAAACAGCGCCUAAUCUUCAAAGGUUACCUCAGCUUUGGCCGUUGUUAGAGACAAAAAUCCUUCAUAGGUAAGUCACUGAUGGAACCGGAACAAACCCUUGAGGCUUGUGGCAUUAAGAGCGGAUCGAAGAUCAUGGUACUCGGAUCGGCAAGUUCAUGUUUGUCUGUUUGAUCUUUCUCCCAACGUAGGUCGAUGUGCUUGACCCUGAGGAAGCACACAAAUUGCAAGUGGCCAAAUUACAAUCUCGUGAUCUUGCUGCCGAGUUAGAGCAAUUGAGUGAGCAGAUCAAUUCUAAUCCUACUAACUCCAAGUCCGAACUGACUUCAUCACUAAAGCAAACAGUUUCCCUCCUGGAGCGCUGUAUGCAAUGUCUGGAGCUGGUUGACUCUGUGCGCCUCCCCUACGAUUGUGAAUCGGAACGUGCUGAUAGAAAAGAACUUGUGGAUUUUCUUCAACACCCUUUCGGUGCCUAA
This is a messenger RNA of Opisthorchis viverrini, 644 nucleotides long. RefSeq lists its product as hypothetical. NCBI's taxonomy places the organism in Eukaryota, Metazoa, Platyhelminthes, Trematoda, Opisthorchiida, Opisthorchiidae. Bases 43 to 219 code for a protein of 58 amino acids. The record is from RefSeq and is a predicted model, not a curated record. The transcript has 4 exons.